Xenia sp. Carnegie-2017 is the source of this 1924-nucleotide messenger RNA. Its product is annotated as protein PALS2-like. The transcript has 17 exons. The coding region runs from base 110 to 1768 and encodes 552 amino acids. The record is from RefSeq and is a predicted model, not a curated record. Gene Ontology annotation, cellular component: cell-cell junction; plasma membrane. Gene Ontology annotation, molecular function: protein binding. Lineage: Eukaryota; Metazoa; Cnidaria; Anthozoa; Malacalcyonacea; Xeniidae.
UCGUUUGUUUAACAAGUUUAUGUUGUACAAUUAACGAAUUUUUUAUAAAAACUCUUUGAAUAUCUUAAACUAAGUCGUCCUUGGAAUCAUCUCUUCCUUUCUGACCAUUAUGGUUAACGAUAGUCCUUCUUCGACUGGCGGCCAUUCACUAGAAUAUGAAGCCAUCAAAGAGAUUGUAAAUUCUUUGGAUGAUCCAGCUACAGCUGGUUUGAUCUUGGAAGAGCAAGCAAAAUCGUUAAAAAACAUCUUAGCUGAUCCUUCUAUACAACAUCUUAUUCAGGCUCAUUCGACAUUGGAAAAUACAACGAUAGAAAAGUCUGACCAAGACGCAAAUGUUGACCUUUUAAAGGAGGUAUGUUUGUCGUUAGAGCAAAAGAAAGAUGAAAAAGAUGUUGAAGAACUGACUACUCUUCUCUCCAAUCCACAUUUUAAAGGCUUAAUACGGAGUUAUGAUGCCAUAGUGAAGAAGACUUAUGAUGCAACUCCACCAUUAGCAUCUUCUUACUCAAGAAAUAGUGUCGCUGCAGGUGGAGAACCUAUACGAAUGGUUGGGUUGAAUAAAUCACCGAAUGAGUCUUUGGGUUUGACUUUAAAGCAAAGGGAUGGAAAUAUUGUUGUUGCAAGAAUCAUUAAAGGAAGCCAAAUUGACAAACAAGAGCUGCUGAAUGUCGGCGAUAUUAUCAAAGAAGUUAAUGGUCAAGCAGUGAAGAAUAACCUUGAAAAAGUUAUAAAAAUUUUGAAAGAAUCAAACAAGAAAAUCAUUUUGAAAGUCUCUCCCAGUUACGCGAGCAAACCGUAUCAAGGGAAAGUGUUCAUGAAAGCACUGUUCUCUUUCGAACCAAGCAAAGAUCAAGAUAUUCCAUCUAAGGAAGCUGGUUUGGCGUUUGAGAAUGGUGAUAUUUUGGAGAUACUUGACCAGGCAGACGCAACGUGGUGGCAGGCGAAGAAAGUGAAUGGUAAUGGCGAUACAGGAUUAAUUCCAAGUAAAACAUUACAAGAGAAACGGCGUACAUUCAUCAAUCCGAACAUUACGCGUAGACGAAGCUUUUUGAUGUGCAGAAGUCGAAAAAAGAGGAAGACAAUGUAUGACGUAAAGAAAACAUCAGAGUUUGACCGCCAUGAAGUCGUCUCGUAUGAAGAAGUUGAGAAGAUGCCGCCUUUUGCCAGAAAAACAUUGGUGCUUAUUGGUGCGGACGGUGUCGGAAAACGGACUCUGAAGAACAGAAUAAUAGCGAGUGAUGCAGACAGAUUUGGGACUGCAGUUCCGCAUACGUCGCGAGAGCCUAGGGAGGAUGAAGAGAACGGAAAAGGCUAUAAUUUUGUGAGUCGAGAAAAGAUGACAGAGUUAAGACGCACAAACAUGUUUCUUGAGUAUGGUGAAUACAACGGGAACAUGUACGGGACAUCUUUGGAUAGCGUGAGAUCUGUGAUAGAUCAACACAAAAUGUGUGUCUUGGAUAUACAACCAUCGGGUCUAAAAAUGCUCAAGAAUUCCGAGUUCAUGCCGUACGUCGUAUUUAUUGCAAGUCCCACUACUGAUGAACUUAUACAGCGUCAGGCACGUGCCCCGUCCAACUCAAGACAACUGACUAAUGAAGAUAUGGUGAAAAUAGUUGAUCGUUCCGAGGCCAUCAGUAGGGAUUACAAUCAAUAUUUUGAUCUUACUAUCGUGAACAAAGAUGUAAAUGAAUCCUACGAGCGACUAUUGAAGGCAGUCGAAGGCCUGAGUGUCAAUACACAAUGGGUACCUGUUAGUUGGGUAUAUUAACCUGCAAGCACCCUUAUCCAUAUCCUCUUAUAUAUAUAUCACUAUUCUCUUGCUCUGUGCCUAACUAAUUUAUGAGAGAAAUGAAAUCUGGACGAUAUUGUGUUUGCUAACGAAAUCAGCUCGAGUUUUUGGUCAUUAUGAGUUUUUGGUCAUUAU